This is a messenger RNA of Closterium sp. NIES-65, 807 nucleotides long. The record is from the annotation of a GenBank genome assembly. Lineage: Eukaryota; Viridiplantae; Streptophyta; Zygnematophyceae; Desmidiales; Closteriaceae.
AUGCGCGCGGGAGCGGACUCGAAAUACCUCCUCUUUCUAGACGACGACAUUCAAACCCACCUGGACACGCUCACCCUGCUCGUAACAGCCAUGGAGGAAAAUCCCAACGCGCUCGUCUGCACGGGCGAUUCCUUCGACUUCCCGGGUCCGGACCCGCGAACCAGGCGCAACCUAGCGGCAUACGCGGCCAUGGCGUAUCGCGUGCCCGUGCAGCUCGCCAUGGCGUCGGGCGGGAAGCAGCUGCCCGAGUGGGGCGGCUGCAUGAUGAUUCGCCUCGACGACCUCCGCGCCGACAGAUACGGCAUGUUGACGGCCUCACGACCUCACUCUUUCCGCCAUCGCCGCGAUUUCAACAGCAGCGCUGCCAUGGCGCUCAUCCUCGCCAAUGCAAGCCUCUUUCUCGCGCUGCUGUACCUCUCACUGCUCUCCCUUGCGACGUUCGCAGUGAUCCGCCUGUUCCACACCACCUUCUCUCUCUGCAACCUCCUCUCACCCGAGAAACCCUCUAUUCGUCUGGGCAGCCUCAGCCUGAUGCUGGGCGUGGCGGGCAUGCUGGUCGAUCUCGCAGUUGUCCCUAUUGUGUCGGUGUACACGCUGUUAGAACCCGCUAUUACAUGGGCUGGAAUCACGUACGUGCGGCGCAGGGGACUUAUUGUGAAGGUCAGGCAUCCUCAACAUCCGCAGGUGGGGCAGCAGCAGCAGCACAGGCAGGAAAGGGACGGGGUGGUGAAGGGUGAAAGGGAGGAAAUUAAGGGAAUGGAGGAGGCGGAGCUGGAAAAGGAGGAUGCUGAGGAAGAGCAGCAGUGA